Molecule: messenger RNA, 426 nt
Organism: Helobdella robusta
Lineage: Eukaryota; Metazoa; Annelida; Clitellata; Rhynchobdellida; Glossiphoniidae
Exons: 1
Coding region: 1-426 (141 amino acids)
Cellular component (GO): nucleus
Source: RefSeq, a predicted model, not a curated record
AUGCAUGAAGACUCCGACAACUCUUAUAAUAUUUUGAAUGUAGGUCUGCUGGUGGACAGCAAGAAGUUGGAUGUAGUAAGUGUCAGCAUGGGCAAGGCGCAUGCCGUUCUACUGACGAGGCAAGGGGAGGUGUUCACAUUUGGCCUGAACAACAAGGGCCAGUGUGGUAGGGAUGGAAUCUCUGUGCCACAGCAGCAACAGCAACAACCAUCGCCACAACUUUCUCAACAGCAGCAACAACUUUCCCAACAACAACUUCAACAGCAGCAACAAAAAUUGCAACAACUCUUUCAACAAUCUUUUAAUCAGCAUGAGCUUUCAACGGAACAACAGAAACUUGAGCCAGAACAGAAAAAGAUAAAUUUGACUUAUGAAACUUUCAAUUUGAACACUGGGAUUGCUAAUAGUGAGACAAUUUGUAUUUAG